This is a messenger RNA of Camarhynchus parvulus, 1121 nucleotides long. RefSeq names its product transmembrane protein 17 (gene TMEM17). Lineage: Eukaryota; Metazoa; Chordata; Aves; Passeriformes; Thraupidae. Gene Ontology annotation, biological process: non-motile cilium assembly. The record is from RefSeq and is a predicted model, not a curated record. Gene Ontology annotation, cellular component: ciliary transition zone.
CGCCUGCGCGGCCCCGCCGCGGCUUGGGCGCGAUGGCGCGGCCUGAGGGGCCCUCGACGCUGCCCGAGCCGCUGCGGCGGCGGCUCGUCUCCUUCAGCAGCUCCGUGUUCAGCGACAGCCACCGCACCGCGCUCGGCGACGGCCCCCGCCCCCCGGGCUUCCCGGGCUACCGCGCAGAUUGUGAAAUCCUUUCCAGUUUGCCACUGCAGAUGUCCCUCUAUUUCAAUGUUUAUUUCUUCCCGUUUUGGUGGCUCAUCACAGUUGCCAUCCUCUACAUGAAGUAUCCAGCCUUAUCAGAUUACUACAAGUUCAUCCUGGUCACUGUCAUGAUCCUGGUCUCUCUGACAGAGCUCAUUCGACUCUACCUGGGAUAUGUGGGCAAUCUCCUGGAGAAAGUCCCUGAGCUGGCUGGGUUUUGGCUCCUGACUCUCCUCCCGCAGUUGCCUAUAAUUCUCUUCUUGCUAUUUAAUGAAGGUCUGAAAAUCCACUCUCUGGAGCGAGCCGUCCACAUCAUCUUCGCCGCCUUCCUCUCCUUCCAAGUUGUGGCGGCGUUUUUCGCCCUGAGAAGGAUGGUGAACACUCUGGCCACUCGCUUCCGUCUCACUGAGUUCCACCGCCUGCAGGAGCAGCGCCCUGCGCCCGGCCUUUGCAGCCUGGCCACGGGCAGCGGCUCCCGGGGCUGGUAGGGCCGGAGAUCCUGCCCCGAGCAGCCUGGCUGCAGGGAGCAGCUCCUGGGGCUGGUAGGGCCGGAGAUCACACCCCGAGCAGCCUGGCUGCAGGGAGCAGCUCCCGGGGCUGGUAGGGCCCCGAGGGCCUCAAGGGGUAACAGAGCCCGGCCCAGUGUGGCCACGGUUCUGUUUCCAUUCUGCUGGGUCAUUCUUUGCCUUCUUGCCUCAGAGGUAUGAAAAAAAUGGAUCUCGCUCAAGAGCCAACAUUAAACCUCAGAGGAUGGAGCUCCUUUCUGCAAGGAUAAUCAAAGCCAAUUGCAUAACUGACCUGAGUGGAGUAUUUGUGGACUGAGUGGAUUUGGAGGGUUUUACAAAGUUGUGGCAUUUUUAAAAAACCAGAAGCCUUUUUCCCCACUGUUUGCACAAAAUUAUUUUGUUUACAAUAAAGCUUUU